Molecule: messenger RNA, 629 nt
Organism: Williopsis jadinii
Lineage: Eukaryota; Fungi; Ascomycota; Saccharomycetes; Phaffomycetales; Wickerhamomycetaceae
Gene: SPT4
Product: transcription elongation factor SPT4
Biological process (GO): positive regulation of DNA-templated transcription, elongation; regulation of transcription elongation by RNA polymerase II; mRNA processing
Cellular component (GO): DSIF complex; nucleus
Molecular function (GO): zinc ion binding; RNA polymerase II complex binding
Source: RefSeq, a predicted model, not a curated record
GGAUGAGUGGUGCAAUGCAUUUUGACCUGUAUAUAUUGAAUGUAUACGAAAUGAUGUUGUAUUAGCAACGGUGUAGCUUGCCGGGGAAGCAGGGGCGGAGGUGUGCGUAUGGGGUGACUUGUUACGUAAGACGUUACAUAAGCACACGUCACGUGAUACUUACGUAAUAAUUACACAAUGCUUACGUAAGACACACCCGGACACCAGAUCACACACCAGCUCCAAAAUGUUCGUACGGACAGCACCAACCACUCAAAACACACAGUGAAGGCGCCACGGAUCCACCAUCACGAGCCCUUUAGUUCGCAUAUCAAGACCCAGCAGACCACAGAACGAUGAGCUCAAACAGGGCGUGCAUGCUGUGCGGGAUCGUGGAGCCCGCCAAGAGAUUCCAGGAGGAAGGGUGUCCGAACUGUGUCGAUGUGCUCGACAUUGGCCUGUCGACGACGUCGCCAACGUUCGAAGGCUUGGUGGCCAUCGGCGAGCCUGACAAGUCGUGGGUGGCCAAGUGGCUCAGAGUGAGUAACUACAUACCGGGACUAUACGCCGUGAAGGUGCAAGGACGCUUACCGAGGGAGUUUGCGGAGAAUAUACCUAAUUAUAGACCAAGGGAUGGAAGCGUUAUGGAC